AUGUUUAAAUGCUUAUUUACUUCGAAUUUAAUAAGUAAAGAGAUUAAAAUCAACUUACAAGCACAGAUAAGUAAUAAUAUAAUAAGAUUUAACUCCAAUACUGACUUUUCUGACAAAAAAAUCAAUGAUCAAAUUAUAUCCAAUAAUAUCCAUACUAUUAGUAUUGAAAACGAUGUGUCAGAAAUAAAAUACUUUUUGGGAAUAGAAUUCAUCAAAAAUGUCAAUAUUAAUACGGAUCACACUGUAACUUUAUCAGACUCACUUUUUUAUGGAUCAAGGAACAUAGAAUCAGUAACAUGUACAAAUAAUAUUGUUGUUGGUCCAAAAUGUUUUGAACAAUCUACAAUAAGAAACAUAGAUUUCACAAAAAUAACUGAAAUUGGGGAAGAUGCAUUUAAAAACUGUUUUAAUAUAAAGAGUGCUAAUCUAAAAUCAUUGACAAGUAUAGGUAAUUCUGCAUUUGCUUCAAGUGGAUUAGAAUCUGUGAUCAUUCCUUCAACAAUAUCAAAAAUUCCUGAUCAUUGUUUCUAUCAAUGUCCAAAUCUAACAAAUGUUGAAUUCAAAGGUCCUGUUGAUAUUGAUCAAUAUGCAUUCGCAGAUUGUUUUCAAUUGUCAAAUGUUGUUCCUGGAUUUGAACAAAUUUCUCAUAUCAAAUAUUAUGGAUUCAGAGGAUGUUCAAUUCAUAAAUUGAAAUUCAACGAUUGUGAACUUGGUGGUGGUGUUUUCCAAAAUUCACACGUCGAAAGUAUUGAUGCAACAAAUCUUAAGAUUGCAUCUAAAGAUUUCCGAGGUUGUCGAAAUCUUAUUUUUGUCAACAUCACAGGAACACUCGAAAUUAUUGACGGACCUCCUCCAGAAGUUCCUUAUUACUAUGAAAGAUCUUCUUUUGGAGGACAAGAGCGUUUCAACUAUUAUUUUCCUAGAGCAUUCGCUUUCGAAGAUUGUGUUUCGUUACAAGAAUUCAAAGUAAAUGCAUGUCAACAAAUUGGAGAUUCAUGUUUCAGAAACUGUUUGAAACUAAAAGAAAUCAAAAUUGUUUCAGAAAUUCUUGGAUCUCAUUCAUUCAUGAACUGUAUUUCGUUGGAAACAGUUGACUUGCGAACAGUUACUCAGAUUGGUGAUGGAUGUUUUGGAGGAUAUGAAAAUCUUAAGAGUAUUAUUGGAUUAGAAACAUCAAGAGAAUACGGUGGCAAUAUUUUCAGUGACUGUCCAAAUUUAGUUAUUUCUGAAGUUGGCAAUGUUGGCUGGGAAAUGUUUUCAAUGUGUCAUUCAAUCAUAAAUGUUGUAUUCAAUGGUAAUACAUUAGAACCUGGAGCAUUUAUGAAUUGUCAAAGUUUAGAAAGUUUUGAAUGCCAGACUGACAUAGGAUAUAUUCCACCGAAAUGUUUUUAUGGAUGUUUUAGACUAAUUAAUGUGAAAUUUUCAUAUCCAAUAGAUUAUUUCGGUAAUUUUUCAUUUUUUAAUACAUCACUUAGAAAUGGAAUCAAUUUUGAAACAACAUAUUACAUGGGGGAUCUGGCAUUUGCAUAUACACAAUUACGAAAUGUAACUUUGUAUGAUAUUGCUUAUGAUUGUGAUGCAAAAUUUUUUCAUUUAGUAAAUUUUAAAGUUAGAGAAGACUUAUUUAAUGAUGCACCAUUUAGAGGCUGUAAAGAAUUGACAAAAGUUAUUUUCAAUUGCACAAGAAUUCCUCCAAUGAUGGGAUUUUUUGAUGAUUGUGAAAAUUUAAGAGAAAUAGAAGUUAUUUCAGAUAAUUUCAUUAAUGAUUAUGGUAUAAUUUAUAACAAAGACAAGACGAUUUUAUAUUCAUUCUUGAUAACAAAUCCCUUGGAAUCUUUCACAGUACCAGAAUCCGUUCAAGAAUUAUAUGAUUUAGCAUUCUACAGGACAAAAUAUUUGAAGAAUUUGACGUGUAAUAAUAUUUUAUAUAUCAAAACUGGUGCUUUCCUAAAAUCAUCACUAGAAAACAAAUAUUUACAAAUAUUAUUAAUGAUUUAA
Messenger RNA from Trichomonas vaginalis G3, 1998 nucleotides. Its product is annotated as antigen BSP-related family. The coding region runs from base 1 to 1998 and encodes 665 amino acids. The record is from RefSeq and is a predicted model, not a curated record. The transcript has a single exon. NCBI's taxonomy places the organism in Eukaryota, Parabasalia, Trichomonadida, Trichomonadidae.